Molecule: messenger RNA, 1626 nt
Organism: Austrofundulus limnaeus
Lineage: Eukaryota; Metazoa; Chordata; Actinopteri; Cyprinodontiformes; Rivulidae
Product: probable G-protein coupled receptor 139
Exons: 3
Coding region: 367-1455 (362 amino acids)
Biological process (GO): G protein-coupled receptor signaling pathway
Cellular component (GO): plasma membrane
Molecular function (GO): G protein-coupled receptor activity
Source: RefSeq, a predicted model, not a curated record
GGAUGGAUGGAUGGAUGAAAGAACUGUCUCAGAUCAGUAGGUUGGCAGCUACAAAUGCUGAGCUCUGAUUGGUCCUCGGCUGAAUGAAGUAAAAUAAUCAGGACAAAAACCUCAGCUGAUCAUGAACUGUCACUGGUCYGUCAGGCUCUCAGCUGGUAACAUCUUGGAACAUCAUUUCCUCGUCACCUUCCUCCUCCCUGACUGUUCCUGGGAGCAGCAGCCUCACAGGUCCCUCCUUCAUAUGAUCCAGCUGCUGGUCUGGUGGAGCCACGAGCAGCUGGAUGAAUGUGCUCUGCUUGUCUUUAUGACACUUUCAUCGCUGUAAGGAGCCCUGCAGACACCAGGUUUAGUAGCAGGAAGUGAAAAAUGGAAGAAACCAGCGCUGCUGUCUUCGUCACUGUUCAGAAGAUCUACUACCCACUGCUUUGCAUCAUGGGUAUUCCAGCAAACCUCUUCACUUUCUACAUGAUCUGUUUUCGUAAAUGCAGGAUGUCCAACACAGCUGUCAUCUAUCUGAGCUGUCUGGCUAUUGUGGACACUUUCUACGUGAUCUGGGUCAUCCUUGUCGACCUAACUCUUACAUUUUGGAUUGUGCAGCCCUUUUGGCACUCCCACCCAUGGUGUGGCAUUCUGGGGUUCCUGCAGUAUGGCUCUCUCUACAGCUCCUCCUGGAUUGUGGUGGUUUUCACCAUUGAGCGUUACCUCGUCCUCAGCAGCAUGGCAGCCAGACAGCACUUCUCCCAGCCCUGGGUCACUAAAAUGACUUGCAUGGCUAUAGUGCUUGUGUCCCACCUGGUGUCUGUGCCAAUGAGCUGGAUCAACAUCGUCACACCUGUGAACCUGACAGUGGAGGGAGAGAACACGACACUGCCCAGGUGUCGAUACCGCAACCACACCUAUUCCACUGUUGUAGUCUGGAUGUCUACUUUUCUCUCAGGAGGAAUCCCCAUUGUGUUGGUCACCAUCUUCAAUUACCUGAUUGGGUUCCAUCUCUGCCGCGCGAGCAACCUUUUCACAAAGGAGGAGCGAAGCAUCAUGUCUGGCAGAAGCAGCAGAGGGACACUGAGGAGAACCAUUCUGUUGCUGGGCACAGUGUCCGUGGCCUUCGUUGUGCUCAGCCUGCCUCGUUUUGUCACCUACUGCAUCCUGAGGACCAAAUACAACCACGAAAGCUUCGACAGGAACGACUACAGCCUUCCAAUCAACGUGGCGGGAGACCUGGCCAACAUGCUGCAAAACCUCAACUCCACCACCAACUUCCUGCUCUACACAAUGGUCAGCCGYCGCUUUCGCCAGGAGCUGCUGCAGGUGCUGACCUGCAAGGCGAGAGCCAAUGAGCCGGGGUCCCUUCUCACCCACACCACCAUGAAAGUCUUCUCAGUGGUGAAUCAUCGGGCUUCACCGUCCAGCAGCCCAGUGACCGUGGUGCUGACCGCUCUUAAAAAGAGAGAAUGAACUCUGAACACGUCUCCUUCUUUGAUCUUUGACCAAAUAAACAAAAAUGACUUUUCUCAAAGUCUUSUUUAUUAUCCCCUGAUGCCAAAAUGCAAAGAGGAAGAGUUAAUGUUUCUGCCUGAGCCUCUGUGUGUGUGUGUGUGUGUGUGUGUGUGUGUGUGUGUGUGUGUG